Sordaria macrospora k-hell is the source of this 1428-nucleotide messenger RNA. RefSeq names its product mitochondrial 37S ribosomal protein uS5m. NCBI's taxonomy places the organism in Eukaryota, Fungi, Ascomycota, Sordariomycetes, Sordariales, Sordariaceae. Gene Ontology annotation, biological process: translation. Gene Ontology annotation, molecular function: structural constituent of ribosome; RNA binding. The record is from RefSeq and is a predicted model, not a curated record. Gene Ontology annotation, cellular component: ribosome.
AUGAGUGCGGCACGCUUCGCUGCCCGGAGUUUCCUCUCCCGGCGUCUGGCCGCCGCUGUCCCGGCCGCUGCACCGGCAGCUUCCACUCCGGCUGCGUCGACAUGUCAGCAACAGCAGCAGUCCCAAUUCCACAGCUCCGCCCAGCUCGAGGCCCGGAGGCGAUCGCGCUUCAAGAGUGUCCGCGCCGUCGAGAUGGGCCUGACCUCGGAUGAGAAGAUCGAGAGUUUCACCAAGAAGAAGUUCGCCGACUACACGGAAGACGAGAAGGCCGCCCUCGCCCACAACUACCCUGCCGAACACAUGGAGGCCAUCGAGGCCGCCGAGGCCGCCAUCGACCCCAAGGACCUGACGAUACAAGGUCGCCUGCGCAUCGACCCGUACCGCAUGCCCUACAUCGACGACUUUAGCGAGAUACAACCCAUCAUCGACAGGCGCGCCCGCCCCCACGCGCCCCCCAGCCACAAGGCGCGCUUCAUGGACGUCGACGAGUUCACCCAGGACCUGAUCAACUGGGCCGACGAGAUCCGCCGCGGCGAGCCGACGCACCGGAUGAAGAAGCUGAAGGACUUCGUACCGGAGCAGUACCAGAAGACGCCUGAGGGGCAGUGGCCAAAGGACAUCCGGGAUGAAGCCUUUACCAACUUCUGGGCCUACCUCAAGGAGCAGAAGGAUGCCGACGCCAAGGCCGCCGCCCAGGCGACCGGUCCUACCGACGGCGACAUUCUCUCGUACAUUCUUGAGCGCUCGUCCAUGACCGACAACAACCUGCAGGCCAACUCGUCGCUGGCGCCCGCCCUUCCCGAUAAGGUCCCCGGCGUGGCAGGCAGGUACAGGAACGCGAUCGACCCGGCCGACGACGGUCUCGAUGACAAGGGUCAGUACCAGGAGCUGAAGAAGCGGACGGGCAUGACGGUCCGUCAGAUUCUCAAUCUCCAGACUAAAUUGCUGGUCCGACGUCGUGUCGUGAACCAGACCCGUCUGGGCAAGAUUGCCAGUGCCUCAGUCAUGGUUAUUGCCGGAAACGGCGACGGCUGGCUCGGUCUCGGUAUGGCCAAGUCGGUCGAACCUCAAAUCGCUCAGGAAAAGGCCACCCUGAUGGCUAUCCAGAGCAUGCAGCCCAUCCCCCGCUACGAGAACAGGACCAUCUAUGGCGAGGUCACCGCCAAGGUUUCUGGCACCGUUGUGCGCCUGAACUCGCGUCCUCCUGGAUUCGGUCUCCGCGUCUCCCAUCGUAUCUUCGAAAUGUGCCGCGCCGCCGGCAUCCGCGACCUCAGCGCAAAGUUCCUGCGGUCGCGCAACCCCAUGAAUACAGUAAAGGCCACUUACCAGGCCCUUCUCAGCCAGCCCAACCCCGAACAGCUCGCCAUCGGUAGGGGCAAGAAGCUCGUCGACGUUCGCAAGGUUUACUAUGGCGGGUCUGUACACUAA